Triplophysa dalaica is the source of this 2880-nucleotide messenger RNA. RefSeq lists its product as uncharacterized. Gene Ontology annotation, cellular component: nucleus. The record is from RefSeq and is a predicted model, not a curated record. Gene Ontology annotation, biological process: regulation of transcription by RNA polymerase II. Gene Ontology annotation, molecular function: RNA polymerase II transcription regulatory region sequence-specific DNA binding; DNA-binding transcription factor activity, RNA polymerase II-specific. The transcript has 9 exons. Lineage: Eukaryota; Metazoa; Chordata; Actinopteri; Cypriniformes; Nemacheilidae. Bases 117 to 2354 code for a protein of 745 amino acids.
UUAAACAGAAAAAGAAGAAGAAGAACGCAUGCGCAGUGUCUAAUAAAAGCGAGUCGGUUAAAGUUGGAAGCAACGCUGUUUAUCAACCACAAUAUUUUAAGCAAAGAAGUAUAAUCAUGGCGUCUGUUCCUCCCCUCUCUUCUCUGCGCCUGCUUGUUCCUCCUCUGCGUCUCACAUCCGCCUUGAUGUGGCAAAUUGUCCAGGAUAAGAAUGUGGAGCAGUUUGGAAAACUGGAAGAAUUUGUUUCUGUAAUGACAAACCUUGUCCCAGAAAUCUUAAGUAAAAGACAGAGGGCAACAUUGAUAGUCGGUUUGCGGGCAAAGAUGAUUCUUGAGAUGUGUAGAGGUGAACUUCCAGCAGACCUUCAGACUGUUAAGUCACACAUUCAGUGCAUUAAGACCACAGAUUUAUUAAAGGUGAAUGAUUCGGAAAUGGAGAACUUACAGGACAGUGUUCUUCAGCUUGUUCUGAGCUUGCUGGAAGACUCCUUUAAAAGAGAAUACUUCUUUCAGGAGGUGUUUCCAGUAGAGUAUGGUCCUGACUUUGAUAAAGCAUUACAAGUCCUUGUAGGCUUUUUUCUUUCCAGAUUGGAACAGCUUCUGCCUGUACUAAACUUCAAACAGGUUUCAUUGCUGCUCAGCUGUCACCCUGCAGAGUUAGAUGCAUGUGUAAACUCUGUCUGUAAAUCACAGGAUUUACUAUCCUUGCUGCAGACUGAUGUGUGUGGGACUUUAGAAAAAAAUGUUCUUCCCUCCAUAGUGGAGGAUAGAAUAGUCUCCUCAUUGUCUCUGCCUCCCAUCAGUCAUUCUGCCAUUAUAAACCAGCACAACGAUGAUGGCAAGUUACAAGUGCCUGUUUGUCCUGAUAACCUGCUAAUUAAAGAACACAGUGUGGUCCAGGAGACCAAGACAAGUGAUCCCAAUGUCCAAGAUGAAGGAUCAAGCUCCGGCAGUGUGGUCCAGGAGACCAAGACAAGUGAUCCCUAUGUCCAAGAUGUAGGAUCAAGCGUCAGCAGUGAAUCAUCUGAAUGCUCAAGAGACAGAGGUGGAGAAAAGGAAACUAACUCUAAUGCAUAUGAAUUGCAAAAGAGUAAUGCAGAAGAACCAAAUGUACCAUCAUCCACUACUAAUGCCCAUCGAGUUUUUCAAGCUGCUGUGCCUCUUCAGCCUCCGACUCUUGACACCUUUCCGAAUAAACCUUCUAAAGGCUUCCAUUAUGCUGGCAGGACUGUCCACAAAUGUCAGCAGUGUACAAAUUAUUUCAUAUAUCGCACUGAUCUUCUCAAGCACCAGGAAAUUCACACCAUGGAGGGGGGACACAAGUGCCCUCAAUGUGGGCAAGUUUUCAGUGAUUUGACACAGCUGGCUUCACACAGAAUAACUGGCUGCAAUGCCAGAGUUUUCGAAUGUGUCAAGUGUACAGCCCAUUUUAGAUCUCUAAGAACCCUGUACAGACACAACAGAGUACACAAAGAGAAAACCACACACAAAUGCCCUGAAUGUGGAAGGCUUUUCACAAGUCUGUCAAGGUUAGUAGGUCACAGACGAGUUCACAAAUCUCCUUCAAUUAAAAGAAGUUACAAUUGCAAACAAUGCAGCGAGACUUUUGGGUCAUACCGAGCCAGUUUAAUUCACCAGAAGAUCCAUAAAGUCAAAGACGUCCGCCCGUCCAAACCAGAACAGCAACCAGGAAAAUGUCGUUUCUGUGACUUAACAUUCAGUGUUGACAGUGAAUUAAGAAGCCAUCUCAAGACACAUGCAGAGUUCCGACCAUAUAUAUGUGACCAGUGUGGAAAGUGCUUUUCAGCAAACAGCAGCCUUCUUGCCCAUCUUUCAAACCACACAGGGGAGAAACCUCUCCUUUGCUCGCAAUGCGGAAAACGCUUUUACAGCAAGAUCCAAUUGAAAUCUCACAUGAGGUGUCAUUCUGGUGAACGGCCACACAUCUGUCCAUACUGCAAUAAGCAAUUUUCUCUGUCUGGUAAUUUGAAGAUUCACAUCAGAAUUCACACAGGAGAAAAGCCUUAUGUUUGCCAUCAGUGUGGAAAAGGUUUUGUGUCCGCGGGAUGCUUGCAAGUGCAUCUGCGCUCUCACACUGGAGAGAAACCAUAUCAGUGCAAAAUCUGUGGCAAGAAAUUUGUGGUUUCAAGUCACCUGACAGCUCACAUGUGUUUUCAUACUGGAGAACGUCCACACUGCUGUUUACAGUGCGGCAAAAGAUUCAUCCGGCGGUAUGACUUGAGCAAGCACAUGUACACUCACAUUGGGAAACGGCCUUUUCCGUGCCCACUUUGCUCGAAGGCAUACACAUGUCGCACACACUUGAACAGGCACAUGAAGAGCCACAGUGUUUGACGCAAAUCCUUUUGUUAUCCUGAGUGCCUUGGGGGGUAAAAAAUGUCUGUGAUUUAAAAAUGAAUAGUUCACAUAAUAAUAAAACAUAAUCAUUUACAUACAAAUUCCAAACCUGUAUGCAUUUUUUUUUUGUGGAAUGUAAAGGAGAAAUUAAGAAUUUAGUUUUCCUUAUCUAAGACUACUUUUGCAGACUGCAUUUUUUAACAAACCUAUUUAUGUGUGUAACAUUCCUAGUCCUACUUUAACUUUAACAAGCAUUUCCCCUCCAGUGAGUUGUAAACUGUUUUAGUUAUGGGGUAAAAAUUUUAAGAUCAGCAAAACUUUUGUAAUGUGGUAUUGUGUAGUUAAACAGCCAAAAAAAUGUUUUUCUCAAUUUCCCAUGACAAAGAUUAUUAGAAAAUACGAAUAUUUUAAUAGUUCGAUCCUCACACAGAGCGGUUUCUGAAGGAAAUAACAUGCAUGUGGACUGUUUUCCUACUUCUGUUUCCCUGUUUUUUUGCUCUUUAUUUCUAGAAAAAUUUACUCA